GCAAAAAUCGACGCUGAAGAAGAAACAGUGCACGAAAGAAGCGACGUAGUCGGAGUCGGUGGGACCAUGAUCGAUUUAGAGACUGCCGAGCCAAAAGAGCUGAUGAAUCGGAUGGUGAUAGUGACUGCGAUAUCGCAGAAUCAUUUGAAGGAAUCGAAGGGAAUGAUCGGCAGCGUGCAGGAAUUCCUGCCACACACUAGAAUCGUAAUGUAUGACCUGGGCCUUACUCCAAGAGGUAUUAAACAGGUGAGACGUCUUUGCAAUGUAGAACUUCGAACGUUUGAUUUCAGCAUGUAUCCGUCGCACGUCAGGAAUCUCUUAAAGUUCGCGUGGAAACCGCUUAUAAUUCAGGGAGCGUUGAAUGAGUUUGGCAUCGUCUUUUGGUGCGAUGCGUCGGCGCGAUUCAAGAGAAAUCCACUGGUCCUGUUCACAUUGCUAAAAGAGCAACACGGCUUCAUGCGCCGAGUCGUUCAGUACAAACCUGAUUACAUGCUGAUUCGUACUCACCCUAAGAUGUUUGAGGCACUAGGCAUAGACAGGGAAAACUUCAAGAAGGACGGCGACUACGCCAUGUGCAUCGAGGCCAACCGCCUGCUGUUUGUAAACAGCGCCCUCGUGCGAAGGAACAUCAUCGAGCCUUGGGUGGACUGUGCACUUAGGCCCGCCUGCAUCGCCCCGAAUGGGAGCGUCAUACGGCAAUUCAUGGCGGGACCAAAGCUGUACACGCACCGUUUUGAUCAGGCCGCACUCGCCCUAAUCAUCUACAAGAAUCUGAGAGGUGUGUUCAAGGAGCAAAAUGACCGGUCGGAACUGUUUAAUGACGUUGUUAAAGUGGCCCGUUCCAGUCAAGGCUACGAAAAGGCGAAGGUCUGCAACCAGUCACUGACAGUCAGUGACUGGUUACCUAUCUUCCCCAAUGACUGGUAACUUAGCUCUACUAGUCUUCGUUUUAUAUUUCUAGCAUCAGCUGUAUUUAGCGGUGCCGUUAGAUGUAUAGCCCAUUAUCAUGUUUCGGCCAUCUUGAUUUUUUCGCAUUCAAAUCAACGUAACCAAAGCGAUGCUGGUUCUUAAACGCUUUAUUAAGGGCCUCCCCUGGUAUCAGGCGUGUAUCAAUGGGUGUUGUUUGCCCGUUGCAAAACAUAAUUUUCGUCCCGUUUAAUACGUCUUCACCGUCCUGAUUUUACUUCUAUCAACGUCCCGAUUUGCUUUUCAAAUCUGCAUCCCGUGGCAAUCUGCCAUUCUGCACCCCCGGCUGCCGCAAAGGGUGUACGCUUUGACAUUUUGGACAUUAAAAACAGGACAAAAACAAUAGAAUGAUAAAAAAGAAAUGAAUUCGAACGUAAUGAAAUUCCCACUUCAUGAGGAAAAAAAUCCUCCAAAGCUUCAGAUUAGAACAAAAAAAAACCCCAUUUGAACCCACACCACGAGGAUCCCCAGCGGUACAAAAUCAAGACUCUACCGAUUGAGCAGGAAAUUCAUGGUAAUACCUGCGUACGUCUCAUAAUAAGUCAAGAGGGCGCUAGACCACCAUGUAUUGUGGAUGUUGUUUUUGGAAAAAAAUAAUUUGCCCCGGCUAUGCCACUGCCUACUAUAUUUGAAGGAACUGCAAGUAAUCUAGGAACGAUUGAACGAUCUGGCAGGGAAGCACGGCAUCUCAAUGCCUCAGUGAUUCCUGCUUACUUGAACUUGAACUGUACAGCUUGUUGAACCAUUCCAUGCAAAGGACGGACUUCAAAACCAUUAUCCGUGUCUGUGUAUUGUCAGACAUGUUCAGAGGUUUUAAAGGCCCUUCGUGAUCUUUCGUGAUUAUUGAACUAAAACAU
Molecule: messenger RNA, 1823 nt
Organism: Patiria miniata (bat star)
Lineage: Eukaryota; Metazoa; Echinodermata; Asteroidea; Valvatida; Asterinidae
Exons: 3
Coding region: 67-927 (286 amino acids)
Source: RefSeq, a predicted model, not a curated record